This is a messenger RNA of Oenanthe melanoleuca, 4832 nucleotides long. RefSeq names its product protein O-mannose kinase (gene POMK). Gene Ontology annotation, cellular component: endoplasmic reticulum membrane. Gene Ontology annotation, biological process: carbohydrate phosphorylation; protein O-linked glycosylation; protein phosphorylation. The coding region runs from base 340 to 1401 and encodes 353 amino acids. Gene Ontology annotation, molecular function: ATP binding; protein kinase activity; carbohydrate kinase activity. The transcript is spliced from 2 exons. Lineage: Eukaryota; Metazoa; Chordata; Aves; Passeriformes; Muscicapidae. The record is from RefSeq and is a predicted model, not a curated record.
GCUCCGCCCCGGGGCGGGGCCGCCGCCGCCGCCUGGCGCGGCCGCGCUUCCCGGUGUUUUCCGGGGUCAGCCGUCCCUGCCCCGCCGCCCGCAGCUCGGGCCCGCCUGCGCGCAAACGCGGGAGAACGCGCGGCGCGGCGAGCGUCGAGCUCGCAGCCGCCCUUAGCACGUCCCGCCGCCAGCGUGGCCUCUCGCCGUAGGCUGCGGGCUCCGGACCGCGGUGCCUGCGGGGCGGCUGGCCAGCCGGCACUGAAAAAGCCGUACAGGCGUUCAUCCCUGGGCUGGAAAGAGGGUCCUGCUUAGCCUCCGCCUUUCACGGAGGAUGCGGAAGGCACGGCCAUGGAAAAGAAACCGCAUUUCGUUAGGAGGGAGUUUCUUCCCAGAGAGGUGCCAUCCAUCUCACUGGCGUUACUGCUGGCGGCCGUCCUGCUCCUUAAUGCCCUUCUCUACCUGUACCUCAACAAGUUUUACAUCUCUCUGGGACGUGUCGAAACGGACCACGGCCUCUGCCCUUUUGGGCAUUUCAGAUUCGGAGCGAUGAAGAAUUGUUCCCCGUGGCUUUCCUGCGAGGCCAUAAAUAGGGAAGUCAGGAAACUCAAGUGUGUUGGCGAAGGUGCUGUGAAAAAGGUCUUCCUUUCUGAGUGGAAGGAAAAGAAGGUGGUCCUUUCACAGCUCACCAACUCAGAGCUGAAGGAGGACUUUCUCCACGGAUUGAAGAUGCUGAAGGCCCUUCAGAGCAAGCAUGUUGUCCGGCUGCUUGGCUACUGUGAGCAGCAGUUCACAAUCCUCACCGAAUACCAUCCUCUUGGUUCACUGAGAGGCCUGAAUGAAACUCUCCACAUUCCUAAAUACAAGAGCAUGAACACCUGGCAUCGCAGGCUGAUGCUUGCUAUAGACUACGUGAGUGUCAUUCGGUACCUGCACAGCAGCCCCCUGGGCACCUUAGUGAUGUGCGACUCGAAUGACCUGGACAAGGUUCUCUCCCAGUAUCUCCUAACAAGUGACUUUCAUGUUCUGGUUAAUGACUUGGACGCUCUGCCUCUUGUGAACAGGAGUGCUGGCAGGCUGGUGAAGUGUGGUCACAGGGAGCUCCAGGGUGAGUUUGUAGCUCCUGAGCAGCGUUGGCCCUAUGGAGAAGAUGUGCCAUUUGAAGAUGACCUCAUGCCUCCCUAUGAUGAGAAAACAGACAUCUGGAAAAUCCCAGAUGUCUCCAAUUUUUUCUUGGGCCACGUUGAAGGAAGUGACAUUGUACGACUGCAUCUGUUUGACAUCCAUGCAGCGUGUAAGAAGAAGGACCCGGCAGAACGGCCCUCUGCCCAAGAGGUCUUAGACACCUACAAGAAAGUUUUAACUCUGCUUAUUCAGGAGGCAGCUAUGCCUGGUACUAGAGAAAUGUUAUAGUGAAUCACAAGGCAAACAACAUACUGAUGUUUUAAAUUGAUGUCCUUCCUAUUUAUGUAGCUUGCCUGAUGGACAAAACCUCUGUCCCCAAAACAGAAGAAAAGAACAACUGAACCUGUACCUCUUGAUUAAAAAAAAACAACAAACAAGCCCAAUCCAAGAGCUGUCAAGCUUUCCAUUGGCAUGUUUAAUCUACCAUUGGAAGAAGAGGAGGGAGAGAAAUGAAGUUGCGUGGGUGCAGGGGAAAUUUGUUCCUUAAGAAAUGAUAAAUUUUCAUUCGCAACAUUUACACAAAAAAAUCUUAAAAAUUACAGAAAACUGGCUAAAAAAUGUUAGUCUACCUUAACUUGUUAGCAGAGGACUGGAGAGCAGAGACCAUAGCAUGCACCCCACAAGCUUUGGCCAAAGCCUAUGUUGUAUCCACAAAAUCCUCAUCUACUUUCCCAUGUAGUAAAAGCAGUGGUCACUUAGAAAGGAGUACCCCACUUCACUUCAGAUUUUGGUGAGCCCCAGUGCCAGAGCUGCAGUGGCAGUCUCUCCCUGCUGGCUGGGGCAUAGGUUGUUUUUGGAGCCAUAAUGGCAGUUGCUCUAUGAGCCCUUAGCAAGUGUGUGGCCACUUUUGGAAGCAAGAAGAUGAUGCAGAUUCUGAAGAGUCUGCUUCCAUCACAGGUUCUCGGUUUUCAGGCCUUUGUCCAGUGGUGUUUUCAGAUGGGCUCUUUAGAGAUGAAGCUGUCAAAUGCAAGUCUCUUGCUCCUCUGUAAUCCACAGAAAGGCUGAACACUUUGGAAGAGAGCUGAGGUGUGUCUUUUUCUUUUCAUUCACUUAUCCUUGCUUAAUGUCAUCAUGAUUUGAUGGAAAGAAGGAUAACAAGGAACUGAAAGAGAAUAUGACUUCCACAGCAAUGAGCAUUAAACACAAGCUUUGGAAAAGAAAAUUCUCGUUCUGCUAAAAAGUAGCCUUCUUUGGUGUGCUAGGAAAAAGCUUGAGGUAACCUACAUGGCUGUAACAGCCUGGUACCAACAGCUGGAGAGGAAGAACAAUGAGCCUUAAUCCAGCAAUAGGCUCUGUUUGGUGGGACUGGGAUCCAGGAUGUAGUUCUCUUGGGGAAAAAAACAGGAAUAAUAUGAAUGAGAAACUUGGACUCCACCAUUGUCCACCUGAGGACUUUCUGUGCUGGGACUCAAUCUUUGAAAGGCCUAAGAGACAACUUCUGUGUUUUGACCUGAGAGGAGAUGUGCAAGCAGUACACUGUCCUUUUUGAAGAGUUUGGUUCUGUUCUUUUCUGUGCUGCUGUUCCUCUUCACAUAAACCAGCCAUGUUCCGAUUGCACUGAGAUCAUGGAGUCAUUUCAUAUGUAUAAUGUUCAAAUCCUGAUAGCAGAAUUUUAUUAUAAAUGGGAAAAAUUUUCUGCAAAUUAGUAAAUUCAGUCCUGAUAUCAUACAAUGCCACCAGGAACCCUUUAAAAGCUGCUGAUUAUGCCUUUCCUUCCGGCCAGUCUGUUUUCUUAAGUUAGACUUUUUCCAUUUUUCACUUAUCCAUUCCUUCCUUGCAGUUUUCCUGCUCAGGUUGUCAGGAGACAAACCUCAGAAAUCAAGGUUUCCAAAAGAUAGCAGUGAUUGUGGAUAUGCUUCAGGUUUGUUUUGGACUUUGAUUCGAAACACCUAAAAGAAGCAUGUUGUAAAUGCACCAUCCAGCCCAUGAACUCUUGACUUGUUAUUAUUAGGGUUAGAUUUCUAUAGUUCCAGCAUGAAUACAGGAUGUGCAACAGUUGGAAAGUCUCCUGUUACAGCUCCUUGAAGCCAGGGGUAAGGCUUUAAAGGGCCAAGAGUCAAACCUUUUGCAUGUUUCUCCCACAAUAACUUGUUAACUUUUGUUAGCCAUCAUGUACACUUGAAAGGGAAAUCUUCAUCUCAUGGCUGCAAAUAACCAUCCCAUGAGGGGUUUAUGUAGCAAGGACAGACAAGAACCUGACAAACAUCUUGUGCUGGUCUUUCUUGGUUAAGGCAAGUUUCUGCUUGCUUCUGCUGGGAUUCUUCCCCUGUUGUGUACUGUUGCACCUUGCAAACAGCCAUAUUACUUUCACAGAGUAAAAAAAAUGAGAAAAAAUUCUGGUUCAGAAUAAUUAUCUUGCCAUGGAGAUGAUUCUGUGUUCCUGCAUUAAAUAGUUAUAAUUUUUUUAAGAAAAGGUGUCUCCCUAAACAUUCACCCUGAGCAGUGGCUUCUCCAUGAAUCGUUUCUAUUCCCUCUUCUUCAGCUUGUGUGUUGUCCAGCAUUGUACUUCAGCAGGAAUAAAUCAGAUUUGUUCUGAAUACAGCAUUAUGGACGUGCAGUUUCUCUUUUGGGAUGUUGUUUCUGUCUUUGGGGAAACGCUAGAUGGCAGCAUGAAGGCCAGUUUAGUGUUAGUUAUUAGCAGCUGGCUCUGAAGCCCAGACAUAGCCAGAAUCUAGCCUUGCAGCCAGUAUUUUCCUAGCAAGCUUCCAUAAACUCCUUAAAGAUCUCAUUGUGUUUGCUUUAGUGAGUCUGAAGGAACAAGACAGAUAGAUACAGGGGCUGACCUGUCACCCUCAAAUGUCCAUUUCUAUCUCAGCCUGGUGAGACCAAAACCAAGUUUGUGUGUCACCUCCUUCCAGUCUUUCAGUAAAAUCAGAUGUUAGUACCCCGUGCAUCUUUCUAUUCUUUUCUGCUAGCUCCUUCUGCAAUCUCAAGAUUGCAUGAAUCCAGUUCUUCCCACAUUUCCAACUUCUUUUCCCUUAAAGGGAAGAGGCAAGACAUCACAGAGAGGGGAAAGAGAGGCAGGACAGCCCUACAUGCAGUAGUCUUCCCUCUUUCCACUCUCUUUUCUGGGCAUUUCAGUCUUUGCCACCAAUCACAGCCUUUGAUAAACAUUCAGGGACUUUGCUGCCUCAAUACAAGCAGCUCUUGUCUGUCUAGUGGAAAACAUCAGAAGAUGAAGGGCAGGAAGAGGCUGUUCACAGCUGGGAGCCUGCAAGUCCCUCUCUGCUCACCCACACCCCAGCCAGCUCUAGACCAGUGGACAUGACCUCCUGUGCUAAGAACUGCCACAGUUCUGCCUGACCUCAGCAACAGCUGCUGGUUCUUAUCUCAAGCUCAAAUCAAGUGUCCCACAUUCCUAUCCUUUCUCACAAAAGGUGCUUCUCUGGGGAUGGUCAUUGCCAUAUUUCUUACUGUAUUAUUGUUCUUCCAUCCCAAAAGUCCAGUCAAAGAGAUUGCACAAAUAUGCAGGAGAAGGACAGCUACUGAUGCUUAUCUGCUUCAGAAAACUUCAGAGGUGGUUCCCCAAACCACACUAGGUAGUCAUUGCCGAGGCAGAUAUGAUUCCAGUUAUUCUAUGGCAUUUGUUUACUGUUCUUGGGCGUUGGUUUUUCCUUUCCUUUUUGCCUGUGGAGUUUUUUCCCAUUGGCAUGCUAAGA